AUGGGGAAUAACACAAUCAAAACGAGCUUUGUGGCCAGGCACAAGCCAUCUUUACUAGUCCUGGCCUCUCAGGUCUCGGCUGCUUUCAUCCAUGGCAUCGUCAAGAUACUCGAGACGGGGCAGCGUCCUGUCCAUCCCUUUCAAAUACUCCAAGUCCGGCUCUUGAUUACAGGCAUCAGCUGCAUGUUGUACCUAUGGUGCAAUGGCUUUCCCGAUUUCCCUCUUGGUCCAAAGGAUGUUCGCCCGCUUCUAAUUGUAAGGGCAGUUGGCGGAGUAUGUGGAGCUAUUGGAUUCUACUUUUCGAUAAUUUAUCUUACCAUUGCCCAAGCUACGGCAUUAAACUUUCUGGCACCCAUGGGUGCGAUGUUGAUAUCGAAAUACUUCGAUUACGGCACUUUCAGUCUAGCCGACAGAGCCGGUGCAGUGGUGGCCCUCGCAGGCGUGAUUUUGGUCGUGCAACCGGACACUGUCUUCCAUUUCACGGAGAAAGCAACAGGAGUGACAUCUAGGAGUUCUCAUGAGACACCGAAACAGUUGAAGGGAGUGAUCUGUGGACUUGUCGGCGUGGCGGGUGGUGUCAUCGCUCUGGCAACUAUUCGCCGAAUUGGUCGUCGAGCUCAUCCUCUGAUAAGCGUAAACUACUUUGCUUGGGCCGUCGUUAUUGUUACUACAAUUCUGAUUUCUAUUCAACGAUUGACUUCGCCGACGAGUUCGAGGGAUUGGGCAUUGUUAGUGUCGGUCGGGGUUUUCGGCACACUCAUGGAGUUCCUCCUCACCGACGGCCUCUCGAGCGACACGUCCUCCGCUGCCACUGUCAUGAUAUAUUCUCAGGUGCUGUGGGCACUAGCUCUUGACCGCGUUGUCUGGCACAUCAGUCUGAAUGUUUGGAGUAUCAUCGGGGUCUACGAGACACUACCGGCCGGCGCCAACGAUGCCACUCCAGAUAUUGAUCUGGAGAGUCUUUGCGCCUCCGAAGAUGACGACGAAACAGCUUCGGAUGGUGUCUUGGACAGCCGAUGA
Molecule: messenger RNA, 1020 nt
Organism: Diaporthe amygdali
Lineage: Eukaryota; Fungi; Ascomycota; Sordariomycetes; Diaporthales; Diaporthaceae
Exons: 5
Coding region: 1-1020 (339 amino acids)
Cellular component (GO): membrane
Source: RefSeq, a predicted model, not a curated record